AUCGUCGAGCUCGGCUGCGCGGUGCGAUUUUUUACGAACCGGUGAACUUGCGUGAUCCACUGUCCACUGUUCGUCACGGCGAGCAAGCAAAAAACUAUGACGUUACUACCACCAACGGCCGCGCAACAAAAGCGCAUGGAUAAGGAACUUCCAUCUGAUCCAGAAAUGAGGAAACAAGAUGUCAGAGCGCUCCGAGAAUGGCUCUCCAAACAGCCGCAUCUGCCAAAUUGCAUGGACAACGACAAAUUGGAAAGAUUCCUUUACGGUUGCAAGAACAGCAUUGAGAGGUGUAAAUUGAUCCUGGAAAGAUACUACAGCGUCCGGACAUCCCUGCCAGAAUUUUUCGCAGUCCGCGAUCCGCUGUCUCGGGACAUUCAAGAUUGCGUCGACAACAUAGACUACUUCGUUCUGCCAUCGUUGACUGAAGAGGGAUACCGCGUCACCAUUUUACGAAUGCGUGAAACUGACCCAGACAAGUUCUCGUUGCAAGCAAUAUGUAGACGUGUCUUAAUGGUGCUUGAUAUUCGUUUGAUGGAGGAAUCCUGCCUGUCCAACAUCAUGGUCAUUGAUCUGAAAGGAUGCAGCGCAGCUCAUUUUGCAAAAUUCAGUCCAACGCAUUCCAUCGUAAGACGAGCGAUGUUGGCGGUGCAAGAUAGCAUGCCUUUCCGCUUGUUCAGCGUUCACUACCUCCAUGCACCAUCGUUCAUCACCAACAUCAUUAACGUAUUUUAUCCGUUUCUAAAAGAAAAAUUGAUCGAGAAGUUUCACAUCCAUAAUGGAGGCGGGGAGGAAUUACACGCUUACAUGGAUAAAGACAUACUUCCCAACGAAUGGGGUGGCAAAGCAGGCACUUUUCGAGAACUAAAUGCUGCAUGGAGAGAGAAAAUUGAGAAGAACAGAGAUUGGUUUCUGCGAGAGGAGAAACUCAGCCGUAUAGAUGAGAAGGCUCGGUUACCGGAAUCGAAGCCGUCCUGCCUCGUAAUGGAACUCGAAGGAAUCCAGGGUUCAUUCCGAAAAUUGAAUAUUGAUUAAUAUUACUCUCACUGCCGAGACCAUAAGCUUCGGUAAACCGAAGCUUUCAUUUCCACGGCUGUCCUUUAAUUCGAUUAAAGCAUGAUCAACAUGCAGUUUUCGUAGAAAUGUAUUUUCAAUGUGUUCUUGAAAAAGAGACUCGGCAAGAGAGAGAGAGAGAUCAAUUUAUUAUUUAGGAAUUUAGCUCAAUAUCUUUGGUGAAAGCAACUCUUGCACACAAUUAUUAGCAAAGUUUUAUUUCUAUUUAUCAAGUUUGUAUAUAUAUAUAUUUUUUAAAGUUAAUUGUUCUAUAUUAUUUUAUUAUCCAACGAACAAACUUACUCUUGUCGUUAUUUCGUGAUACCACUCUCAAGAUAGCGCCACGUAAUACUUUGAUGCUUGUCGUUAUCAGAUACGUGCUAAGAUCUUGAUCUGGCGGGUAUCAAGCAAACGCGUGAUCUUCUUUUAUGAAUCGCGACGAUACAUAUUUACAUUUAUAUUUAUAUAAUUCAAAAUAAUCUGUAAAAGCGAGAUAGUGACAAAGUAUUCUUAAAUGUACUGUAUUAUUAGUUAAGAACAUAAUGCACGCAAAUGUAGGAAUAAAACGCAAAAAAUGUUAAAUCAAUGCUCUGCGCUCUGCAGAAUAUCAGAAGUGGCACGCACGAGACAUCAAUAGACGAUUUCAGUUUUUAACAUGACCUCAAUGUACAAACGUGUCACGAACGGGCGAUAAUACGAAACGGAAUUGUGCAAUUUUCAGUAAAAACUGUAAUUCCUGCAUUAUCACAUAAAACAUCUGCACACACAAAAAAA
This is a messenger RNA of Ooceraea biroi (clonal raider ant), 1824 nucleotides long. Its product is annotated as alpha-tocopherol transfer protein-like. The record is from RefSeq and is a predicted model, not a curated record. Lineage: Eukaryota; Metazoa; Arthropoda; Insecta; Hymenoptera; Formicidae. Gene Ontology annotation, molecular function: phosphatidylinositol bisphosphate binding. Gene Ontology annotation, cellular component: membrane.